Sarcophilus harrisii (Tasmanian devil) is the source of this 3783-nucleotide messenger RNA. It is a transcript of the gene IGFN1, whose product is annotated as immunoglobulin like and fibronectin type III domain containing 1. The transcript is spliced from 23 exons. Lineage: Eukaryota; Metazoa; Chordata; Mammalia; Dasyuromorphia; Dasyuridae. The coding region runs from base 1 to 3783 and encodes 1260 amino acids. Gene Ontology annotation, molecular function: protein binding. The record is from RefSeq and is a predicted model, not a curated record.
AUGGCAGGGAAGCCUGUCAAGAAGAGCUCCAUUCCUGGUGUGACCAUCAGGCAGCUGGUGGAUGAGAUUCCAGAAGGAUGCAGCACUCCCGAUUUUGAGCGGAAGCCCAUCACAAUGGCUCUACCAGAAGGAAAAAACGCCAUCUUCCGGGCUAUGGUCUCUGGGGAGCCCAGACCUGAGGUGCAAUGGUAUCGUAGCAACGGUGAUCUCAGUGACCCUAAUAAGUACAAAAUCUCCCAAUCAGGAGGCAGUGAACAUGUGCUUCAGAUCAACAAGCUGACAGGAGAUGACACAGACAUUUACCGAUGCAUAGCUGUGAAUGCAUAUGGAGAAGCUAUGUGCUCAGCAAGGCUGACAGUCAUUGAAGUUGGUUUUCGGAAGAAUCGGAAGAGACACAAUGAACCCCAGGAAGACCAUAGGAAGGAGCUUAUGAAUUUUCGGAAUAUCCUGAGGAAGCGGGCACCUCCUCCUCCACCAGAGAAGAAGAUGGACCCAGAACAAGUGUGGCAAUUGCUGAUGAAUUCUGAUCGGAAAGACUAUGAGCGGAUCUGCAUGAAAUAUGGGAUUGUAGACUUCAGGGGGAUGCUUAGGAAGCUUCACCAGAUGAAAAAGGAACAUAAAGACAAGAUAUCUCAGUAUGUCAAUACCAUCUCCAAUCUGAGACACAUCAAGGUCACCAAGAAUGGAGUUGCGACAUUUGACCUAGAACUUGACCUCAAAAAUUUUGAAAGCGAAAUUUACUUGUACAAGGACGGUGAGAUGAUUCCCUAUGCCUAUGGAAAUGAGAGCAAGUACUGCUUGAGGCGUUUGGGAAAGCACUACUAUUUCCACAUUCAGGACCUUCGACCGGAGGAUGCUGGCAUUUACCAGAUCAAGGUGGAGGAUGUGGAGGUGUUUUCUACUGAACUGGAGGCAGAUGCCAUCCCUGCCAGGGUUGUGAAUCCCCUGACUGAAACUCAAUGUGAGGUACAGGAAGAUGCUGUAUUUGAAUGUACCCUCUCCAGUCCCUGCCCACAUGCCUUCUGGCAGUUUCAACACCGACUCCUCCGGCCCAGUGACAAGUAUGAGGUGUCUGUGUCUCCUGAUGGCCUGACCCACCAGCUGGUGGUGAGAGGGGCCCAGUAUUCAGACAUGGGCCUUUACUCUCUUCGCACUGGCCUCCAUUCUUCUAGUGCUUGGUUGGUGGUAGAAGGUGAGAAGAACAAAGGUUUCCUGCCUUCAAGAGAGGGAAAAACAGAUGAUGGUGGCAACAAUAGAAGAAAUAGACUUCAAGAUGAAGAAUCCCAGUUUUCGGACAUACACGAUUCAGGGAAACUCAGAAAGGAAGUGAAACCAGGAGAUUGGAGUUACCUGGGGGGAUCUGUCAAGGAUGAUGGUCAUAUCACAGGGCCAUCAGGUCACUUUUCCCAAGGCCUAGCUGACACGGAAGCCCAGAAAGGGGAAGAAGCUGUGCUCUCUUGUACCCUGACCGGCGACCUGGUAACUGGUGCCUGGUUCAAGGAUGGAGUGAAGCUCACUGCCCAAGAUGGGGUCAUCUUUGAGCAAGACGGCCCCAAUUACAGACUCCGAAUACCCCAAGUGCAGGAGGCCCAGGCUGGAAAAUACAUGUUUGUAGCCGGGGAUGACAUGAGUGAGGCUACUCUGAGCAUCCGAGAACCCCCAACCAUUGCCCAAGAUAUGCUGGAGAAAUUGAAAGAACCAUUGGUGGUCAAGGCAGGGAAGACUGUCAGCGUGAAGAUCCCAUUUUCAGGAGAAACCCCUGUUCAAGUUGCCUGGAGGAAGAAUGGGGCAGAAGUGGAGGGAGGCAACAAGGGAGCCCAGCUGGAGCAGGGGGACAACUUCACCCGCCUGUGCCUCCCCAGUGCCAGUCGCAAGGACAGUGGGCAGUACAGUGUGAAACUGAAGAAUGCAGGGGGCUCAGUGGAGGCUCGACUCACCCUGGAAGUCAUAGACAAGCCGCAGCACCCACAAGGCCCUCUGAAGGUCCAGUACUGUCGGGGGGCGGGCAUCAACCUGAGCUGGCAGCCUCCGAGGGAUGAUGGGGGCCGAACUGUGCUGACCUAUGUGGUAGAAAGGCAGCAGUCUGAUAGGACCAUCUGGCUGAAGCUUGGCGAAACCCCUGGAAAUGUCACCACCUUCUCUGAUACCCAAGUGGAACAAGGAAAGAAGUAUACCUUCCGAGUACGGGCGGUGACCUCAGAGGGCUCCGGAGAGGCUCUAGUGUCAGAGGAGCUGCUGGUGGCCUCUGAAGUUCGUCCUAGACCCCCUUCAGCUCCAACCAUUACAUCUGCUACCAGUCAGGGUAUCACCCUUGCCUGGACAGCACCCCAGGGCCCAGGUGGUGCUCACCAACUUGGCUACUUGAUUGAGAAGAGGAAGAAAGGAAGCAAUACAUGGACAGUUGUCAAUGAUCAGCCUGUUUCUGAGAGGAAAUGGACGGUAACGGAUGUGCUUCAGGGCUGUCAAUAUGAGUUCCGAGUGACUGCUGUGGGGGCAUCUGGCCCUGGUGAGCCUGGACCUCCAUCAGAUGCGGUUUUUGCGCGAGACCCUAUGAGACCCCCUGGCCCUGUCCGGGAUCUCCAAGUAACUGACACAUCCCACACCAGCAUCACACUGAGCUGGGCCAAACCAGACCCCCAGGCUGGGGAUGAAGUCCAGGGCUACAUAGUAGAACUGAAGAGCUCAGAGAGUCUCCAGUGGAGUCGCUGCCACAUGGGCACCGUGAUUGGCACUACUUACACUAUCAAGGGACUACGACCACAAGAGAACUACUUCCUGAGGGUAAUAGCUGUCAAUGAUGGGGGUCAGGGUCAGCCCACCCCUUUGGACACCUGCAUCCAGGCCAUGCCUGCAUAUGUUUGUCCCAAGUUCCUCAUGGAUACCACCACCACAAACUGUGUGACUGUCAAGUCUGGGAAUACUGUCCGAGUUCCUGUUUUCUUUGAGGCUUCCCCCAUGCCAGAGGUGAUUUGGCUGAAAGAUGGGCUGCCCCUGUCCAAGAGGACAGUCACCACCAUCAAAGAUGGCCUCACUCAACUUCUAAUUCCUGUGGCUAGCCUCUCAGAUGGUGGCCUUUACACUGUGAAGCUGAGGGACCUACAGGAGAAAGAGGUGACCUACAGCUUUCUCAUUCGAGUGUCAGUGUCUCCCGCUGCCCCAGGACCCAUCCGGCUGGAGGAGAAUGUCCCUGGGACAGUGACAGCAGUGUGGGAGCCAUCUCCAGAUGACGGCCAGGGUGGCUCACUCUAUUACACUGUGCUAACCCGAUCCUCAGCCGACAUCACCUGGCGGAAGGCCGGGGAUCGCAUCUACACCAACCGUUUUACUCUUGCUGGCAUCCUCCCUGGCCAUCAGUAUUACUUCCGUGUUGUGGCUGAGAACGAGGUGGGAGUCAGUGAGCCUUCUGACACCCUGGACCCCUGGAGUGUUCCCCGGCAGCAAGAUAAGUCCACAGUGAAGAUGCCCAACUUCAGGGAGCCAAAUCUGAACCAGAAGCCAUAUUUUCUGGUCAAUCUACGGACUCACCUGCUGCCUCAAGGCUGUGAAUGCUGCAUGAGUUGUGCUGUGAAGGGAGAGCCUAGACCUAAAGUCACCUGGUUCAAGGAUGAUGAGAGUCUAGAAGGCAAUCCUAAUGUAUAUAGUACAGAUGUCCUGGGUGUCUGCUCCUUGGUCAUCCCCAGUGUCACCCCCAAAGACAGUGGCAACUACAAGGUGGUGGCUGAGAACAGACUGGGCCAGGCAGUCAGCAGAGCUAGCCUCAUUGUUACAGAAUCCUUCUUCUAG